Molecule: messenger RNA, 8720 nt
Organism: Porites lobata
Lineage: Eukaryota; Metazoa; Cnidaria; Anthozoa; Scleractinia; Poritidae
Source: the annotation of a GenBank genome assembly
GCCAAGGGCCAUGUUUUCGUGCGAACGUUGUUUCAGGGCGCGUUGUGUCUUCCUUCAGUUUCUCAUCAUUUCAGACGUCGUAGAAAAUAAUUGUCGCAGUGAUUUGGGUAUAAAAGCAACGGAAGCAUAUUUUCAAAAUGCCGAAAGUUGUUUCGCGCAGUAUCGUUUGCUCUGACACAAAGGACAAAGAAGAAUAUAAUCAAGGCGCCACGAGUGUUACCGUUUACCACUGCCUUUGUGGACAGAUGGCUUUGAUCUUGGGUAAGAUGUAAAUUUUUUUGCGUAGAACAGCCAUAUUUUGUCACUUAUUAAUAAUAAUUUGUUAAUAAUUUGGUAAUAGUUUGUUAAGUUUACUUUUACGUAAAAAUGGCCGAUGCUCGGUCCUUAGAAUGUUUUCGAUUUCUCUGAAUUUGACCAAUAUGGCCUAUGGAGCAGUAACAUGCUCUCGAGAGCAAAUGAGCAGUGGGAUUUUAGAUUGAUUCAUGCUUUCGACUACAUUUAAUUGUGUCAUUCAUGUCACUCAUGCAGUCUUCAGUUUUGAAUUAGCUUCUGUCUGGAAAUUAUCAUUAACCAAACUAGACUGUUUCAAGCGUUCAGAUCCUGGGUACGGUGAGAAGAGAUGUGAGCAUGGAAAACAGCGAGGGGGUGAGAGUGAAGGAACGCCUAUAGUACUUUUAACAAAAGCUUUUUCCGGUAUACCAGAUUCUAUGAUUGAUCUAUUUUGACAGCUGUUGUCAACUCAUCAUUACCUUGACUGGAAAUGUGAUGCAAUAGCGAUGAUUUUCCCGGCAUAGUCAAUCGAACAAAACCAAACAAAAAAUCAAUCCAAAUCCAGUUGGUUGGAUUGUUGUUCAAUUGGUUCGGUAAUUGAACAUAAUCAGACUGGAACUUUUCAGUGAGUUUGAUUACCUAACUCAAUGGAUGCAAAUAGUUCGAUUUUGUUCGGCAGAAAGAUAAAAUGCAUUUAGUUUCAAUUGAAUCAGAAAGAUCUCCCUCUAGUAUGUAUUUUGAAGCAGUUUGAAAACAAAAAUAUUACAAUUAACCUGGAAUGUAUCUAAAAUCUUAAUUGUUUAAUUGAUUUAAAAUCAAUAAAUUCACAAUUCACCGGGAAACAUGCAAGCAGAGGCACCAGUUCACAUAACAAAAUUUGUCCAAGUUGGCCGUCGCCAUCUUAAUUUUUAAUACCUUCAGAGCUGGCUCUCCCCUUUUCUUCUUAAUAAUAAACUUUUCACUGACACUGACAGCGAAAGUGGGUACUCGUGGUAGCCUUUAACCAGUGUUUCCAGAAUUGUUCACGUUUUCUGCCCUCUCUGAAAUCUUUGCGUACUCGUGUUUGAAAUUAAAGGUAAUACAUAACUUGUUUGAAUGCAACACCUCUUAUUUGAAACCAGAUGAAACUAGUUUUAUGUUUGAUUGUUGCAUGCAGUGUUCGAAUUUCAAAUGUUCAAUUAUGUUUGAUUGUUUUAAGUGUUGGUUUUCCGAACAUUCGAUUGUGUUCGAUUGGCAAAAGUUUUGGGUGUGUUGGAUUAAGUUUGAUUACUGAACCCAAUAAAAAGUCAAUCGAACGACUUCGAUUGGGUUCGAUUACCGAACGUUUGAUUGACUAUGCUGGGGAUAUCACACAUCAGCAGGAGUCGGCUCUUAACAUCUUGUCAUCUUGGAAACAUGGCCAAAGUGAUAACAUUCUAAAUGUACAACACGGUUAAUGUGGGGUAUCAUCCUCGAAGAACAGGAAAAGAUCAUUUUUAGGCGAAUCUCAUCAGUGAAAAGUAGGGCUUCAAAAUUUUACCGUUUAUUAAUUUUUAAACAAGCUUGUUCCUUUCAGUUCUCUUCAGGAACACAGAUACGUGCAUGAACCUUCUAUUGAUAUGAGUCUGGUAGACUUUUUUCAGUUAAUUGUAUGUGGUUACUCAAGAAUAACACUUGAGUUGGAGUUGCUACAGCAGUAGGGAAAAGCCUGGACGAAUCGGCCUUGAAUUCCGGCAGAAGAGAAUUAAUGCACCCCUGGUCAUUUGCACAACAAUGUUUACAAAUUCCUCUACCCAAAACCAAGACUGUUUAACAUAAAACUACUAAGCCCCUCCCCUGGGGACAAAGAAGUGUGCUCUGCCAAGUCAAGUAAUCAGACUGAAAAUCACCGACAAAGAAAGUGGAAUGUUCAGUUCUUUCAUCUUUAAAACUAAAGGAUAUUUUAAUUUGUUUGCAGAAAACAAAGAUGAAAGAUUUUUUCCUGAAUACAUGUGCAUAUUUUUUAAAAUAAUUUAGUAAACAGUGGGGGGUGCAACCAUUGCUUGAUUGACACCUGUUAACACUGGAAACUCUCUCCCUCUUUUCUUUCUUAUUUUUUUCCUGCUUUCUUAUUUUGUGCUGCACUGCACUGUCUGAACUCCUCGAACAGGCUAUAACCAAGCUGACACUUUCAGACAUACAUAUUGUGCUCAAAGGACAACUGAAACUUAUUUCACUUGCCCACCAAAUCUCCAUUUUCUUUCCCAACAUCAAAGUUUAUUUCCCCCUGGUAAUCAGUCCUGGGUUUAUCCUGUCCUGCCCACUAAGCCAGUUUAAAAUAAAGCAGUCAUGCUACUAAACUUGAUAUUAGGUGACUGUGAGACUGCGGAUCGCAGUAGCCAUGCAUUUUACACACUUAGCCAAUUACACAUUCUCUAACUAUGAGACUACGGACUGCAGUAGCACUACACUUGUGCACCAAUUUUCUUUUCACGGACUGCGGACCAUGACCUUGAAGUUAGCUUUUGACUUGCCCCAACUCUAUCAGUUUGAAUCUCCAAGAUGGCAGGGGAGCGUUAGUCCUGAAAAUAGUAUCAUCAUAAGUACAUGUAGGUUGAGUAUGAACAUCCGGGUGAACGUAGUCCCAAAUAGGACUGUCGUUGACAGUGUCUGAUGUUUCAACAACCUGUGCUUUAGUCAUCUUCAUAGUCAAAUUGACUCUAAAAAUGACUCUGAAGAGGACUACAGGACAGGUUGUUGAAAUGUCAGUCACUGUCAACAACAGUCCUAUUCAAGACUAUGUUCACCCAGACAAUCAUACUCAACCUUCAUAUGAAAUGACUCCUGUGUUCAAACCUUUCACAAUUAUAGUAUCAUCAUUUGCACUACAAAAUAUGCCUGCUUUGGAGGCCAAUCAGUACUGCAUUUUUUUACUGCAUCAGUGCCUGCAUUUUGUAUUUUCAAAACUGUAGUUUUAUGUGUUUGCUGUAAGGAAAGUAUAUUGUGAGGUGUCACAACGUGAGCACUCUUUUCAAAAAGAUAUUACUUUUUCAUUAAUGUUUUAAAUGCAUAUAAUAUUAUUUUUUAUAAUAGAUAGUAAGAAGUUAUGUAGUUUUCAUUUACUCAUAUGUAGAUAGUACCCUUGAGAAGCUUCCACUGCGAAGAACCGACCAUGCAAGAGUCAUAGAUGGUUCAAAACAUGCUCAUAAGCUCACCUGUGUUGAUGGUGACACUGUUUUCUUGAAAAGGUACAAACAUAAUCUUAAUGCAGGGCUGUCAUUAAGUUUUGAAGCAGCCGUAGCAAAUGGAGACUCACUCGUAACAUCUCACAAAAAUUUAUAGUGUCACCUUAAGCUUUCCGCUUUGAUCACCCGUAAAAUCAAGUGUACUCAGCUGUAACAGGUGUUACUGGUUAUGGCCCUUAAUGACAACUCUGUCGUGUAAUAUGCUCACACCAUUUAGAAAUUCAGUGAUUGCUCAGAAAGCCAAUGAUCUAAGACAGUUUACAUAUAUCUUCAUCUUUGACAUCCCACACUUUGUGAACAAUUUGUGUUUCAAUUAUUUCACUUACUGUUAAUGAUGAACACCCUUCUAAUACAAAUGUAUUCCUCUUCUUAUUUUACAUUUAUUUUUAAGGCCAGGUGGCAUUGAGAGGCAAUUCCGCUUGAAGUGCAAAAAGUGAGUAAAGGAUACACAAUUUUUAUCUAGAUCUCUGUCAGUGUUCAACAUAUUUCUGUACAGAUUGUGUAUUGCCACGAAACCCUUUAUACAGAUUGUGUAUUAGAAUGAUACACUGUACAUUCUCUGGAAUAUGCACACCUCUAUAAUGCAGACCUUUGGCUCUAUCCCUUUGGUGUCCAUAUUAAGGAGAUUUGACAACCUGGAACAUAAUAUUUCUGUGCUGGAGACUCAUUUUACAGUAGGGUAGACGGAAUUACAGUGAUUUCAUAUACUAUUGUCUUUGUGUCUUCACUUUAGGUGCAAUCUAUGGCUAUUUUACAGACCUUCAAAGAAGGAUCAAAGCAUCACGUUUGUGGUAGAUGGUGAGAGAGAAGAACAUCCCCUAAAAUAAUUAUGGUCAUAUACAGCCUGAACACUAUCUUAUUAUUUUUUAUCUUACAUAGUAGAUGCUUGUCAGGACUGUUCCAUAUGUUUGAAAGUAGCCUGCAUAGCAAGCAUUUCCUUGUGGUUUCGGUGCAAACAACGACCUUGAAACAAAAUGUUUUGGCCAUGCGAAAAAUGGACCAAGAGACAAAAAAUUAAAGAUGUGGGGGGGGGGGGGGAAGGAAGGAGACGUUUGCAGGCAAACCCUGGGAUUUUGAAAACCCUGCUUGCCAGUGAACGGGGUGCCUGAUUGGCCUGGCUAGUGGGAACAUUAUUGGCAUAAUAAUUAGUUUAUGUCAAUCAAAGUUGUUUCAUACUGAGAGGUCAUGACUUGCACAUUAAUUUUCUGCGGUUAUUGUUUCUUUUCUUCAACAUUUGCCCUGUUUUGAAACGUGGAGCUCUUCCUGCAGCUAAAUAAGGGUUUUAGAUUGUUUAGUUUUCUCUAAAAUGCCUCCCGGGUCAGGGUAACAAAAAGCAAUUUUUUUGUGUCUGUGAAAGUGAUGGUUUCAUGCAAUGUUUUGCAUGCUGGCCCUAGCUCGUUAGUAUUUUUUGCAGGAUGUCAAAUUCUCACAGAUAGUGUUUACUCUGUACAGAUCCAAAUUUCAAAGAAUGGAUUGCAGCUUUCAGUGUAAACUGAAGCUACAUCAACUAUGGUGGAAUGCAUUGUGACUUAUGUGUCAAGAUUACUUUUUAAGCAACCAUUUUUAAACUCCAGCUCAUGUUUUUGUUAGGGUUAUUGAUGCGAGUCUUUGGACUGGAGUUCCUUCCUUGGUAAAAACUUUUGAAUUAGCUUAACAGCCUUGUGACUGUUCCGUUAUUGCCACUUUGUGAUCAAAGUUAACCACUCAAUUAAUAUGCUAGUGAAUGGUGUCUGUUAAAAGCAUAUUUACAAUCAUAAUUAUUACCUGGGUACUAUUUUUUUUCUGAGGUUAACUGUAUUAUGUUUACAAACAUUUUUUCUAUAUUUCUUAAACAGGAGCACUGGUUCAUAGUGGAGACAGUCACACAACAACAGCUGUCAAGCCAAAACCAAAUAAGGUAUGUACAGUUUAGAUGUGGUGCAUGCACAUACAAGUACACACAUUUUAAGGGUUACAGAGCGGUAAUAACAGUGGUCAUUGGACAAAGUUGGACUAAAAUAUGCACCCUUAUUUACCCACAUUUGCUUUAUUUUACAAUAAUUAUAUAAACAAUAUUAUUAUAAUAAUUUAAUAAAUAAUUUUUUUAUAGAGGCGGUUUCUUUAUAAUGUUCAAAGUUGCUCUAAAAGACAGUAAAAAUUGUUAUACCUGUACAUGUCGUAAAAAGUCUUUUUUAGAAAGAAACAUUUAAAGUUUAUUUUGUGACUAACUGUUUUUGAUGCCAUAUGGACAAAAGUGUUGACAAGCAUAUAUGACGGAAUAAAAAUAUAUCUUUUUUUCAUGGCAGUGGCUAACACUUCUGUAAUGGCAAGAUGGCAAUGUUCAUUCAUUUGGUCAUCCGUAAGACCUUCGUUAGUAACCUGAUUGUCAUAAGUGCUUGUAAUUAAUUAUUUAUAAUUAUUAUUUAUCUCUCUGCUCCAUUGUUUUUGUCAUACGUGACUGACUGUAGGUGAUGAUGACAAAGAGGACAAAAGAAUUUGGUAAAUUCAGCUCAGUUACUGUGUCUACUAUUGAUGAAGAAGAAGAGGAAAUUGAACAAGUAAGUUUUGUUAUUUACUAACUGGAUAAACUGCUAGAGCAGGUACAAAAUGGGUCACCACAAAGAUUUUUUAAUUUAGUAUAGAAAGUUAUUUACAUGUAGCAAAUCUUGUUGCAUUUGUUUUGAAGUAGCACAUUCUGUAUAGAUAGUAAUUCUAUUAUGUAACUUGUAUUUACAGAGUGUCAUAAUAACAACUGGAUUUUAAGUUAAAUCAAAUUUAUUUUGCUUUAUGUUCUAUUAGUAGAUUUAUAUAGUUAAUUUCUAUGGUAACACUGUUGUUGUAGUUGUUACCUGUUGCUGAACAGAGAUAUUUGUAAGUUCCUGUACAAAACAUCUACUGUGAACGUUAUGGGUGCCAUGAUUUUUUGUUACCUUGAAAGUUACAGUGGGUCAUCUCCGAAUACAGACUGAAGGUAAACCCUAGCUUGUGUGCCCCGUUCUUUCUUGCGCCCAUAUUACUUUCAAGGACUUCAGUGCUAUGCAAGCUGAUUUCUGAGUUGCUAAAAUACUCACAGUGAAUGUGAGGCUGAAACAUGAAAGAAGAACCCUUUUGAGUUAAAAUUACAAGAGGUGGGGGUGGGGGGGGGGGAUGAUAUUUUGGUAUCAAAGCACUCACCCCAGCUACUGUGAAGAGACGCAACUCAAAAAAUGCCCUAAAAAUCACUGAUUCUUGAGUUAAUACCUGCUUUGCAAGUAAAGAUACAUUUACUAAGAUAGUAGGUAACUUUCAUUGUUCAUCUGUAACAAUAAGCAUAAUAUCCCUUUUUCUGUUAUUUUUAGCAUGAGGUAGCAUCAUCGUACGCCCACAAUGCUCAGAUCAUUGAAAAACAGCUUGAAAGGAAAACGACUGCACAGAAAAGAGCAACGUCUGACCAGGUGCAGUAUUACAUCAUAACCAGUCCCCAAAUGUCUACCCUUGUUACAAUGUUUUCCUCUUCCUUCCUCUCUAACAUUUCUCACAACUCACAUUCUUUUGAGGAGAAAGAGGUAAAAAAAAAGCCCUUGGGGACCAGGUUUAGGGCUGUGCUCUACCUGAGCCUGGUGGCCCCUGCUGCCCUUGGAACGUUUGCUCUUGGGCGACUAGAAAAUAUUACCUUUUUCAUACGAGUCGUAUGCUUGGCUCCCCAAUUUUACAGGUUCAGAACACUGGGCCACUUCAUUUUUUCUUAGAGCACAGCCCUGCAGGUUAUCUCUUAUUUGUUUUUUCUCAAGAAGAUACUGCAUUUGCAUUCUACAGGGACAUGGUGAUAUUAUUCCAUGGGUUCACAUCUUUUUCUAUGUGUAGAAGCCCAAUAGAAGAUAAUAUUUUGAGUAUUACUGCAUGUUUGCUAGGCAUUUUAUCAUUCACAGAGAGAUGGGGGUGGGAGAUGAAAAAAGUUUCUUUGGGAACAUAUAAAAGGGUAUUGGAUAAGUCAGAGGCAGCUGUAUGCAGAUCCCAUUUGCCACUUCAGAAAUGAGAAGGGAAGUGGAGCUGAAAUGCUUCCUGCAAUAAUAUUGUUUCUGGGAUGGUUACUAGGGACACACUGCUCAGCUAUUGGCCAAUUUUUUCCCUGUCCCUAGCAACAGUCCCAGAAGGCUUUGCAAAAUGUUAACUCAGUCCAGUUUCCUUCUCCUUUCCUGAAGUGGCCCAUUGAUCACCUUUCCACUUUCUCCAAACUUCCUCUGCACACUUUUGAACUCAAACGAUGGCAGCAACGUGUAGGGAAUAACUUAGAACUUGUGCACGCCUCCCCCCCCACCCUCCUCAAAACCAAAAACAAAACAUCCUCUGAAUGCCAUGGCAUGGCAUAUCUGCUCGUCAAAUAUUUCCCUGUAUCUCAUGCAACUUUCAUCCAUUUUUGUUGCACAGACGAAACAAGACCCAUCCAAGAAAGCAAGAGGCACACUUAUUGAUCGAGACUAGCUGACCUGCAGUUGAUUUAUAAGAAUCAAAGACUUCAGGUGGAAUGUUCAGUAAUUGCUGUGGAAAUAUUUAGAACCGUUCAAUUUGCUUGGGUCUUGCAAUAGUAUUAUCAAGCAGAUACUAUUGGUAUCCAGCAGCAAGGUGCAUGGUACUGGGAAUGUUUACCUUAGCACUUUCGUCUUUGCACAAGACAAAGCUGGAGAUUUCACUCAUGAAGAAAAUACUGUUGAAAGCAAACAUAAGUAAUGCGUUUGCAGAUGACCGUCUUACUUUACAACAAGUGCAAGUACAUGUGAUCUACAUCCAAUCUACGAACAAUCCAUCCGCUUCUCUGGGUGCUCUGUGCAUGCCUUGCCACCUUGGGGACCCUGUGUACGUUUUUACAAUCAGUCCAGACCCAGGGUUAAACCAAGAAUCUCACUGGUUGUUUGAGAACGUAAUGUUUUUCAAAAGCUAUUUUUAAACUGCGACUGUGGAGAACUCUUAUGGUGCACUAGCCGUCAGUUGUGAUAACUGCCAGCGUCAAAUCCAUUGAUAUGUCUUUGACUGAAAAUUUUCCUUGCAAAGCUUUCCCUCGGUCGCACUACGCAUGUGUUUCAUAAACCUGACAUGUCUGUAACAUAAGAGACUUCUUAUAAUUGGCAUUGUAUUUAUUUAGUCGAGAAGAGAAAAGAUGUUUGGAUAUUUUACUGACUUGGAAAUUUGUUUAGUGUCCGAAAAAAUCUUACGUCAGAACUUUUACUGAUCUUUAAUUUUAGAAAUCCUAGUUUUUCAAGUUACCGUUUCAGGCUCGGCGGGUUGGGGCGG